AUGAGGCAGUACUUGUUUUUCUUUUCCAUCCCACCUCUUGUGGUUAGCCAUGGCUUUGUCCAGAAUGCAACAAUCGGAGGGAAGGAGUAUGAUUUCUAUCACCCUUAUCAGGAUCCCUACAUGAACCCUGCUGUCGGUCUGUCUUGGAAGCUGAGUAAACAACAUACUAAUAAUGAACAGCCACCCCGCAUCUCUCGCGAAAUUCAAGGCAACUUCCCUAUUGAUAACGUGAAGCUCGUGGACCUUGAAUGUGGUGGCAAUACAACUGGCGGAAUCAUCGGGUCCCGCCCCGCUCCUUUGCACGCUCAGGCGGCAGCUGGGUCGACUGUUAAUUUGCGUUGGACAGCGUGGCCAGAGAGUCAUCAGGGUCCAGUGAUAACGUACAUGGCGAGAUGUCCUGACACUGGCUGCAACGACUACAUCCCCUCCUCUUCUUUGGCCCCAACUUGGUUCAAGAUCGCCGAGGAUGGAUUGCAUUCCACCGACCCAGAUUGGCUUAAGAACCAAUGGGGUAUGACAUCGCUCAUCAACGCACCAAAUGCCGGCGUGAACUACACGAUUCCAGCAUGUCUGAGGCCAGGCUUUUACCUUGUGCGUCACGAAAUUAUUGCGCUACACAGCGCGUAUAACGAGGGGGGAGCCCAGUUCUAUCCAGGAUGCCACCAGCUAGAGGUAACUGGCGAUGGUUCGACAGUGCCGAUGGCGGGCUUGGUGAGCUUCCCAGGCGCAUAUGAUAGUAGAGAUGCUGGACUUGUAUACAGCAUCUACAACCAACUACCGUACGAUAUUCCAGGGCCUAAAGUGUUCCAGUGCGUAACAUAG
Alternaria arborescens is the source of this 822-nucleotide messenger RNA. RefSeq lists its product as hypothetical. Bases 1 to 822 code for a protein of 273 amino acids. The transcript has 4 exons. NCBI's taxonomy places the organism in Eukaryota, Fungi, Ascomycota, Dothideomycetes, Pleosporales, Pleosporaceae. The record is from RefSeq and is a predicted model, not a curated record.